This is a messenger RNA of Necator americanus (New World hookworm), 516 nucleotides long. RefSeq lists its product as uncharacterized. The coding region runs from base 1 to 516 and encodes 171 amino acids. The record is from RefSeq and is a predicted model, not a curated record. The transcript has 4 exons. NCBI's taxonomy places the organism in Eukaryota, Metazoa, Nematoda, Chromadorea, Rhabditida, Ancylostomatidae.
AUGUUGAUGCUAAAAUUUAUUCUCAUUAUGUGCUUGAUUGGACUCAUUUCCUCAUCUCGUCCAUUACCUCCUUCAAUCGACGUAACACAAUCUACAAGACCAUCGGCAAAAUGCGAAUUUUCGGUUCACAAAGAUGGUCCUGGUGGGGAACCGGUAACAGGGACCGCUCUAGAUGUUGAGCUUUACUACGGUAUCCGAUGUCAAAUGCAUGAUGGAUACUGUCUCUCAGUAUCGAAUUGUACGAUAAGUUCAGAUGAGGCCGGUUUCAAGCCAUAUCCGAUAAUCGACGAAAAUGGAUGUUCAUUGGAACCAUCACUGUAUGAUAAUGUUGUGUAUGAAUCCAGUUUUACGGCCGGUAUUCGAAAUCCAUAUCCGGUACGAUUUCGUUCAUCAUCCGGUGCUGUACUUCUGUACUGUGUGACAACUUUGGUGCCAACCACAACCGAUGGUUCCUGUCCUCGACCUGAAUGCGUGAAACAAAACCAGCAGAAUAGUGAGACUGGUGGUGAACAUUGA